Camelus dromedarius (Arabian camel) is the source of this 8758-nucleotide messenger RNA. RefSeq names its product salt inducible kinase 2 (gene SIK2). The transcript is spliced from 15 exons. Gene Ontology annotation, molecular function: magnesium ion binding; protein serine/threonine kinase activity; ATP binding. The coding region runs from base 116 to 2893 and encodes 925 amino acids. The record is from RefSeq and is a predicted model, not a curated record. Gene Ontology annotation, cellular component: cytoplasm. Lineage: Eukaryota; Metazoa; Chordata; Mammalia; Artiodactyla; Camelidae. Gene Ontology annotation, biological process: intracellular signal transduction; protein phosphorylation.
AGCAAAGCAGCGAGCCGAGCGGCCGUCGCCCGAGCCGAGCCGCGCCGCGCCGCCAGCCCGCCCGCCGCCCGCCAGCCCGCGCUCCAGCCCGCCGUGUCUAGCAGCGGGGCCCAGCAUGGUCAUGGCGGAUGGCCCGAGGCACUUGCAGCGCGGGCCGGUCCGGGUGGGGUUCUACGACAUCGAGGGCACGCUGGGCAAGGGCAACUUCGCCGUGGUGAAGCUGGGGCGGCACCGGAUCACCAGGACGGAGGUGGCGAUAAAAAUAAUAGAUAAAUCUCAGCUGGAUGCAGUGAACCUUGAGAAAAUCUACCGAGAAGUGCAAAUAAUGAAAAUGUUAGACCACCCUCACAUCAUCAAACUGUAUCAGGUAAUGGAGACCAAAAACAUGUUGUACCUUGUGACAGAAUAUGCCAAAAAUGGAGAAAUUUUUGACUACCUUGCAAAUCACGGCCGGCUAAAUGAGUCUGAGGCCAGGCGCAAAUUCUGGCAAAUCCUGUCUGCUGUCGAUUACUGUCACAGUCGGAAGAUUGUACACCGUGACCUCAAGGCUGAAAAUCUCCUGCUGGAUAACAACAUGAACAUCAAAAUAGCAGAUUUCGGUUUUGGAAAUUUCUUUGAAAGCGGUGAACUGCUGGCGACAUGGUGUGGCAGCCCCCCGUAUGCGGCCCCAGAAGUCUUUGAAGGGCAGCAGUAUGAAGGACCACAGCUGGAUAUUUGGAGCAUGGGAGUUGUUCUCUACGUCCUUGUCUGUGGAGCCCUGCCUUUUGAUGGACCAAGUCUUCCAAUUUUGAGGCAGAGGGUUUUAGAAGGAAGAUUCCGGAUUCCAUAUUUCAUGUCAGAAGAUUGUGAGCACCUUAUUCGAAGGAUGCUGGUCCUCGAUCCAUCCAAACGGCUAACCAUAGCCCAGAUCAAGGAGCAUAAGUGGAUGCUCGUAGAAGUUCCUGUGCAGAGACCUGUUCUCUAUCCACAAGGGCAAGAAAACGAGCCGUCCAUUGGGGAAUUUAAUGAGCAGGUCCUGCGACUUAUGCACAGCCUUGGGAUAGAUCAACAGAAAACCAUUGAGUCUCUGCAGAACAAGAGCUAUAACCACUUUGCUGCCAUUUAUUACUUGUUGGUGGAGCGCCUGAAAUCACACAGGAGCAGCUUCCCGGUGGAGCAGAGACUCGACGCCCGCCAGCGUCGGCCCAGCACCAUCGCAGAACAGACAGUUGCCAAGGCACAGACCGUGGGGCUCCCAAUGACCGUGCACCCCCCGAACGUGCGGCUGAUGCGAUCUGCCCUCCUCCCACAGGCACCCAACGUGGACGCCUUCGCGUUUCCUGCGUCCGGCUGUCAGGCGGAAGCAGCGUUCAUGGAGGAAGAGUGUGUCGACACCCCAAAGGUGAAUGGCUGUCUGCUGGACCCUGUGCCCCCUGUCCUGGCGAGGAAGGGGUGCCAGUCGUUGCCUGGCAACGUGAUGGAGACCUCCAUUGAUGAGGGCGUGGAGACAGAAGGAGACGCCGAGGAAGACCCCAGUCAGGCCUUCGACGCCUUCCAGUCCACACGCAGUGGGCAGAGACGGCACACUCUGUCGGAAGUGACCAAUCAGCUGGUGGUGAUGCCUGGUUCAGGGAAAAUUUUCUCUGUGGGUGACAACCCCUCCCUUGACAGUGUGGACUCUGAAUAUGACAUGGGGUCUGUUCAGAGGGACCUGAAUUUUCUGGAGGACAACCCUUCCCUCAAGGACAUCAUGUUAGCCAAUCAGCCCUCACCCCGCAUGACGUCUCCCUUCGUGAGCCUGAGACCUGCCAACCCAGCCAUGCAGGCUCUGAGCUCCCAGAAACGAGAGGCUCACAAUAGGUCUCCAGUGAGCUUCAGAGAGGGCCGCCGGGCGUCAGACACCUCCCUCACCCAAGGAAUUGUAGCAUUCAGACAGCAUCUUCAGAAUCUGGCUAGAACCAAAGGAAUCCUAGAGUUGAACAAAGUGCAGUUGCUUUACGAGCAGAUGGGAUCCGAGGCCGACCCUACCUUGGCAUCACCUGCUCCUCAGCUCCAAGCCCUUGCCAGCAGCUGCCCUCAGGAGGAAGUUUCUCAGCAGCAGAAAAGCAUCUCUGCGCUGCCCAGCAGCCCACACCCUCAGCUCUGCCAGCGGCCCGGCCUGGAGGCCCAGUUCCUGCAGCACCGACUCCAGAAGCCCAGCCUUCUGUCAAAAGCCCAGAACACCUGCCAGCUUUAUUGUAAAGAACCACCACGGAGCCUUGAACAGCAGCUGCAAGAACACAGACUCCAGCAGAAGCGGCUCCUCCUGCAGAAACAGUCUCAGCUGCAGGCAUACUUUAAUCAGAUGCAGAUAGCAGAGAGCUCGUACCCACAGCCCGGCCAGCAGCGGCCCCUCCCCGGCCAGGAGCCGCCCCCGCCGGCCCACCCGCCCGCGCCGUUCAGCCGGACGCAGCCCCUGAGCCCCGUGCUGGAGCCCGCUGCCGGAGGGAUGCAGUACAGCCCCUUCCUCGGUCAGUACCGGGAGAUGCGGCUGCAGCCCCUGCCGUCCCCGCCGGGUCCCCGGGCCGCCCCUCCGCUGCCGCCCCCGCCGCCCCCGCCCCCGCCCCCGCCGCCGCCGCCGCCGCCCCCGCAGUCGGGAGCCGCCCCCGCGCCCCUGCGGUUCUCCUAUCAGACUUGUGAGCUGCCGGGCGCCGCCUCCCCGGAGUCGGACUACCCCACGCCCUGCUCGUACCCCAUGGAUGGAGACCCGCAGAGCGGCCGCCUGGCAGCGCCAGACUGCCCCCAGAGCUCAGGACUGCAGGAAGCCCCCUCCAGCUACGAUCCUCUAGCCCUCCCGGAGUUCCCCGGACUCUUCGAUUGUGAAAUGCUGGAGGCCGUGGACCCACAGCACAGCGGCUACGUCCUGGUAAAUUAAUCUCGGCGCAGGAAGUGAAGCGGGUCAAGUGAAGACAGCGUGUGUUAUUUCUAUUUUUAUUCCAGCCUUUUCAAUGUAAAGCUUAUUUUCCUGCCCUCUCCCUAAUGGGGUAAAAAUCAAGUCGCCCAGCUGGAAUUGGAGGGCCCAGCCGGGUGGAUGUGGCUCCCCCCGGCUUUGUCCCACCACGGUUUCCGUGGCCAGUGCUGGAACAGUUGAAGGCUGAAGCUCGUGCCCUUAGGUCAGGUGGAGCAGGCGCUCGUCAGAGGCACCAGCAAAUGUUUCUAUAAGAAGACAUCCAGCCCUAGGUUUUAUGCAAAACUCCACCAAUUUAUUAUCGAGGGAAAUCUUGGUGAAAGCAGGAAAAAGAAAGUGUGCCAUUACAUAUAGGCAAAAAAAAAAAAAAAAAGGCAAUAUAAUAUUUUUCACUGAAGCCAAGAACAGCAUGUUGCUUAAAGGCAAAUCAAGAAUACAUAUUAAAGUUGAUGCACAGGAAAUAAAGGAAAGUUGUACUUUGCCACUGAGUCAUAAGUUCUAAGCUGCUGAUGCAAGUUGUCCCCAAGACCAUUGCAAAGGGGUAGAGCGUGAGCCUUGUUUCCGGGGCCACUAAAGAACAGCUGGUACUGACCCCUGAGACUGGCGGUCGCCUCCAUCUGAGAACAGGUGACACACCUCUUCAGCAGGUGCCCUGGGUUACAGUGUGUCCUCAGGGCUCCAGAGAUGUCACCUGUGGAACCAAGGGCAGGAGACUGGAGAAACCAUCAGGAGCGCAGCCCUGGACCAGGGAAGACGGGCUUUUCCUGCGAUCUUCUGUGGAGACUUCUAGUUUGGGGCAGUUGGUCUUUAGAGGACCUGGCGUCUCUUUUAAAAUGUAAUAACUACUUGGACUUUACACUAGAUGUGGCUAGUCGUUUAUCGAGCUUUGUAUAUUUGAACAGUUUCAUAUAGGGCUUAGGAAUUUUAAGGACAAGAGAAAUGAACUUCUAUCACCCAUGUGAAGUGGUUAGUGCUGUGCCUUCUCCCCCCAGAUCAUGCUUUAAUUAUUUCUUUUCUGUAGAAACCAAGUUUCCCACUUAUGUCAAUGCUAAAUCCAAAGUCACUUCAGAGUUUGUUUUCCACCAUGUGGGAAUCACAUCCUUAAUUUCCUUAGGUUUUGACUUGUAAUGAAAUGUUCAAGUAUUAACAGCAAUAUUCAAAAGACCACAGAUGUGUUAACCAUUUAAAGCAGGUCAUCUGCCAAGCACGUGAUAUGACCAGUAAAACUGAGACCCUUACAGCUCAGUCGUCAGAGUAAGUGAAAAAUAGAUGCUACCGCUAGUGAACUGUCGGCCUAGAGGCAAUGAGUAUUCUGUCAUUCGGACAGUAACAUCCAAGUGUUACAAAUUCAGUAUUAUUUACAAAGAGGACCGUUUCUGUCCUUUAGAAUGGCGUGUCCUAUCAGCAGAUGAAUGCAUUAAGCACAAGGCAUCUUCCUUAAAGCACAAAGAAGAGAGAUACUACACUGAUGCUGCAUCUAGAACACCUUUAAGUUGCCUUUCCUCUUUGUAGUACGUGUCCAGGCAGGUGAGGAGAAGCGUGGAAGGUCUGAGGAGCUCUGUUCUGGCCCCUCUUGGCGCCAGGACGCUCCGCAGAGGCACUGCGCUUGGGGUCGGGCUCUGGGUGUGAGCGACAGUGGUGCGGAGGACGAGUGUUUUGUGACUUGACAACAUGCAGUGAAAAAUCCAGGAAGGAAGUAGGUUCCUUCUGCGGAUUGUUUAAUCCUCCUCGUGCUUAAGAUUGAUGAUUCCGUGAAAUAGACAUCAUUUCAUUUAAGAGAUCCUCUCAUUAAGACCUCUAACCUUAGAGCUAUAAAGCAGGGCUUGAUUUGUUUAAACUGAAGGAUGUUUUCCCAAAAUAGUCUACAGAAGCGCUAUAAUAUUUAUGAAAUUAAAAUGCCUUCCAGAUCGAAAACGGGGGCCACUCAUUUCAGAGUCGCAAGAGUGGCAUUUACAGAUGGGCAGACACACCUGCCCCAUGAGACAAGGCCAUGAGCCGCUUAGCCCAGGACACCUGGGAGCUGCGGCAGGUCAGCUGGGCUGACAGACAAGAGGCAGCGGAGAGGCUGUUGGGAGGCUGAAGGCCCCAGAGGUAGACACCGGGGAGCGCGCGGCGGUGGCCAGGCCUGUCGGGAACUGACCGGCAGCAGGGCGGAAGCCCCCGGGGAGAGCAUGGCCCGUCCUGCUGGACUGUGUUGUAAGUACCUGUUUGCUUUUCUCAUUUGUUUCAAGCAGAAAUCAAUAAAUUCCAUAACAAUCUGUAUUUGCUGAAAGCUAGGCUGGUGAGAGGAGACUGCUUCUGUCGGUCAGUGAGGCGUUUCGCCAGCCCUGCCUGAUCAGCCCUGUUGCUCUGUCCCCUCACUGGUGACCUGUGCGUGUCUCCUCUCUUCACAAAUACUAAAGUAACACUAAGAACGCUUAGUACUCUUCUUUUUCUAAGAGGUACUUUGAGGUCAUGACUUUCUUUCCAGUCUGUUUCACAUUAGCAGCGUGAACACUACUGUAUAAUAACCAUUAGCUUUAUUGUCUUGUAAACCAGGCUCCUCUGAAGAGACUUCAGUGAGAUGAACGAGAGGUAAAAAUUUCAUUCAGCAAAAAGUGCAAUAUGUGUGGUACUUUAUUUUUUGUUUGUGCUUUUUUUUUUUUUUAAUCCAGGGAUAUUAAUCUCUGCUUUGGGAAAAAUGCACUAGUCCUACAAUUUCCAGGUGGGCAAGUGUCUCUCUAGGAUUUACACACAGCUGAUAUGCUGGUCCCUGUAAGGCAAAUAGAGCCCGUUAGCUCAGCAGAGAGGGUGGAUGUUCCAUCUGAAAACUCCUGGGGAGCUGCACUGAACACCCCCUGACGCCCUGCCACCAUCUCUGUUCCCCCCAGGCCGGCACUGCCCUCUUGCUGCCUUGGGAACAGACGGGGCGGUAGAAGGUUCUCCACACCAGCCACCCUCCAGUCUCCACUGAUGGGAAACUUCUGGGGCCCCCAAAGGAGGGCUAGGGGAUGGGACUAAAGGACUCCUUUUCUGCACCAACUUUGCCUCCAAGGAAAGAGAAAAUCAGAGUCCCUUUCUUCCCCAGAAAUAAAGAACUUCCGCACGUGUGAGCUGUGUCCUGACUCAGUUAAGUAGGACUGACAGGAGCAACCUGGGGUCCAGGCUGAAGGCAGUCCUCGGCUCAGAGCAGUGGGGAGCCCUGUGCCCUGCCGGGGAGUGAGGAGACCACCUUGUGGGAAUGUCACCCUCCAAGCCGACUCAAGGCUCCUGCAGAAGGGACUCAUGGUGGCACUGGCCUCUCCCUCUCUGUCCCCACACUGUCAUUAGGACCCGAAAGGGAGGAUUCUCAGAGCAAAGAAUUCUACCUAAUUGUUAGAGUCGGGAAGAGGGUGUAUUCUCAGCUGGAGAGUGACGGGUGGCCAGCCAGGAGCUGAAGGCAGGUGGAAAGCAGAGGCCUCCACUCUAGUGGGCCGGGGGUCCAGGGGUAUGGCAGUCAGAGCAGCCCGUCAGGGGUGGGCAGUUCACACGUGGACGUGAUGAAAUGCGCAGUUUCCUUUGCAGGGUCCUCCCAUCUCCAGGCAAGCCCCAGGUACUUAAAUACUGGGUUCUGUGUUGAGGUCAGAAUUUCCAGCUCUAGACUACAUGUAAAGACCUGUGAGCAGCUUCACCUAAGCUCCCUGUUGGCUUAAGGAAAAUCACACUCUGGAUAAUCUUUCACAUUCCUCCUCUUUGGAGACAAUACGUAGGGUCACUGGACAGCACGGGGCCCAGGGAACAGCUGCGGAGUCCCCGCGCCGGGGCUGACCUUGGCUGCAUCCCUACCCCUAACUGGGCUGCCUCUACCGCCGCCUCGGAAGCCACCCGAGCUGCUCUGUCCCUCUGUACUGAGACAUCAGAGGUGAAAACUGGGGGACGGGUAGUAAGUUGGAGUCAUGGAGAGGCAGGGGUCUUUGAUCACUUUGUUGCUUCAGGAAAUGUUUACAGAACUCAUCCUGAGUGAUGUGUGACAGACGAGAGUAACACCACCUGCCUCUCUAAACUUGACAAAUCCAAUUCUAACAAAUUGAUGGAUCCCUUCUGACCAGUUCAGCAGUAUGGUCCUCCCUGGCCUGUAUCCCUGGCCUCACACGGCCCCUCACAUCUUUGUUUUACUGUUAUUCCCCAGUAACCGUUGUCCUGGCUGACUCCAGGAGACUCACAGCCGCCCCAGUUAGACCAUCUUAUGUCCACAUCUCAUCUGCGCAAUUUUCAACACACUUGGCAGAACUGGGCACCUGCUGGUGCGUAGAUGGAGAAACAUACAGCAGCGCUGCCCACAGCCAGUGGUAGGUUUGGUGGUUCCUGCCCAGAUAAUCAGCUUGUCUGUCCAAAAGGAGCAGUAGCUUCUCUUUGCGCAUUAAUUUACCAAGAACUUUCACAAGUAAUCUCUUCUAAUCCUCCCAACAAUACUAUGAAAUCAGCUGAGCAGAGAGUCCUCAUUUUCCACAGCUGAGGAAACCCAAGCUCUGGGAAGGUUACGUGACCUCUCUAAGCACACAGGGCUCACGCGUGGCCGAGCCAGACAAGCUCUGGGGUUUCCUGGCUUCUCACUCCACUCUCCUCCCUCCUCGGUAGCAGUUGACCCUUUUCAUGAGCAAACAGCUGUAUAAACAAAGCCCCCAUCUUGGCCAAGCACUGACUGGAUGUGACACUGUCCUCGAAACCUUAUUCCCGCUUGACAGUUGCCCGGCUUUGGGGGAAGAGGUGCCCUCCAGGUGACAACUGUAGUUGUCCAGGUGGCCCCGCAUGAACAAGGCUAAGGGAGAGACAGACCCCACAGAUCUUUCCAGUGUCCAAUGUACCACAGAAGCUUAGGUUCACAUCAAAGAUGUGUAGUUUCUCCAAGUUACACAAUAUCGUAAUUUCCCACAGAAGUCUAUGAUGGCGGGACACACCAUUCCUUAACUGCCAAUGGCUUUGGCCGCCACUGCAGGCCAGCGACUCAACCUCAAGAAAGGGGGCUGCGCAGAGAAUUAUCAGGAACUCAGCCCAGUCCUGAGGGGGGGUCAUGAAGUUUCUUUACCAUUAAGGCCCAUCAAGCAGAAGUGUUACCAGACACUCAUAGGGUUAAGAAAAUAACAUCCUUUGAUCGAAUACUUUUGUCUUUUCAGAGGCAAAGUGGGUGGAUAGGGAGGAGCUUUAAAAAUAGAAGUACAAAAUAACACCCUGGAAAAAAACGUGACCCCAGAUUGGGAGAAUGUUACAUUAGCAAAUGCAGAUAACUGGGACUUGCCACUGGCUGUGUGAUGCCUAUCUGUUCACGAUUUGCUCAGUCAAGGAAAUUCAUGUGGUGAUGCCUUCCCACUACUGAUGGUGAAAGAAACCUGCCUCCACCGAAAUCUCUGAAGGGAAAAGAACCAGAAAAGGAGGUUUGCUUCUCUUCGGGGACUGCAGUUUAGGAAAUAAAAGUGAUACAGAGAUAUUUGCACUUUGUAGAAAGGGCAAGAUUAUUUGCUUAUUUCUGAAGGGAGGAGGGUGGUCUCUGCUGGAUAUCUGGUUUGUGAAAGAGUUACUUUCGAUAAAGUUAAUCUAAUUGUAGUUAUUUUUCCUGUGUGCUUUUUUUUUCAGUUACCAAGAAAAAAUGGUGAGUUCAAUAGCUUUGGUAUUUUGAGUGCAAAUCAUAAUAGCUCCAAUGUGAAAAAAUCAAAAUGUAACCUGUCACUCAAUGUUAGAAAAUUGCCUAAAAUGCAGUUUAAUAAAUGAUCUUUGUAUCAAACGGUAAUUUAAAUGGGGUAAUUUUCUGCAAGGAAAAUGUACUGUUUUUACGUUUCCAACCCUCUUGAACUAAAAUAAAAACAACUUGUUUUCUAA